Messenger RNA from Candidula unifasciata, 339 nucleotides. The record is from the annotation of a GenBank genome assembly. Lineage: Eukaryota; Metazoa; Mollusca; Gastropoda; Stylommatophora; Geomitridae.
GGUGCAGAGGCAGAAAUCCCACUUGUUGAACAGUUUACAGGUGUGGGCAUCAAGGUGUCCUUCACUGGCAACAAGGCUGAGAUGAGAGACAUGCAGCAGCUUUCUGGGGGUCAGAAGUCUUUGGUGGCCUUGACUCUGAUUUUUGCUAUCCAGAAAUGUGACCCUGCCCCCUUCUACCUGUUUGAUGAGAUAGACCAAGCUUUGGAUUCCUCACACAGGAAGGCAGUGGCAGACAUGAUCCACGAGCUAGCCCAGGAAGCUCAGUUUAUCACCACAACCUUCAGGCCAGAGUUGCUGGAACAUGCAGACAAGUUUUAUGGAGUCAAGUUUAGGAAUAAG